Solea senegalensis (Senegalese sole) is the source of this 2357-nucleotide messenger RNA. It is a transcript of the gene rbbp8, whose product is annotated as retinoblastoma binding protein 8. Gene Ontology annotation, cellular component: site of double-strand break. The record is from RefSeq and is a predicted model, not a curated record. Gene Ontology annotation, molecular function: damaged DNA binding; Y-form DNA binding; single-stranded DNA binding. Lineage: Eukaryota; Metazoa; Chordata; Actinopteri; Pleuronectiformes; Soleidae. The transcript has 19 exons. Bases 239 to 2239 code for a protein of 666 amino acids. Gene Ontology annotation, biological process: DNA double-strand break processing involved in repair via single-strand annealing; double-strand break repair via homologous recombination.
GCCAGAUUUAAGCAUUAUGUAGUGCGUAGUGGUGACCGUAGUUCCACAGAUUAUGUGUGUAAUGGCGUUAUAAAACCUGGAAAGUUGACUCUACGUUACAACACGUCAGUGUGUCUGUUUCAUGGCGGAUUCUGCAACGUGUCUCUCGGUGUAAAGUCAUUUGAAGCUCGCGACACCGGCAGCUGUCCUUCUAUCUCAGUUUCUGAGGCCAGCUUUGUGUUUUAGCAGUGAAUAGAAGAUGAGCAGCCCAGGAGUGAGCGGUGGGUCGAGCAAACCAUCUGAGAUCUUUAAAGAACUGUGGACACAGCUUGGACAGUGUCACCAGGAUGCACUUGAAGAGCUGGAAGAAAAAGUGAGCAAAUUGAAAAAGGAGCGUUGUUUAGAUGCUCAGAGGCUUGAGGUGUUUUACAGUCGUAACCGACAGCUGAAGGAGCAGAACAAGAACCUGCAGGAAGCCGUCGGCCUCUUGGAGGAAAGGCUCCGAGCAGGAGAGUGUGAUCGAUGUGCUAUUUUAGAGGAGGAGCUGAAAACCAACCAGGCGCAGAAUCUGCGCCUCAUCGCCAAGCUGAAGAAUGAAAGAAACAGCCUUGAAGAGGAAAACAGAAAAACCCAAGCUGAACUGCAGAAAUUAAAGAUGUCCUGCUCAGAGCCACAGCAAUCCUCGGAACAAGAAGAAGGCAUCAUCCCAGACUCUCCAGUCCUGCCGAGUUCGCUGCCCGCCGUUAACCGGCUAAAGAAAUGUAAAAAUAUGGACAAAAGCAGACGCGUUCGCUAUGCAGAACAGCCUUUACCACACUGUAACAACUCGCUCUUCAGAGAGACAAACAAGGAGCCUGUUGAUGCCUCAAAUCAUCCUAGAAGAGCAGAAGUGCUUGUGCCCGACACAUGUGACCUGGAAUUUUCCCAGAUGUCAAAUGAGAAUAAUGAAAGGGAGGACGUGGUCGCAGAAACGUGUGCCCUUGAACUUUUUGACAAGCAUCACAUGAAACCUGGAAUGACUUCAGAGCAACAACAGAGCCGUUCAAGCACUUCAUGGAAGAAUGACAUUCAUUCAAAUCCAGACUCGACCACAGUGAGGUCCCCGUCCCUGCUCCCCACAGUCAAGAGGUUUUCACAAGAUGGCUCCAUUCACAAAGCAAAAAGGAAGAAGGAGGAAAGUGAGCAAGAGGACCACAGACAUAGGACUAAGGAAAGGGUGAACGCACAGAGGGAAGGCAAACACGUACGACCUAAAUCGAUCAUACGCGUCUCCACACCUUUAAGCAAUCAAAGCUUUGUGAAGCAGCCACUGGACAGCAAGGUAUGGUCGUCACAGAACGGACCCUAUGUUUCCUGUGCAAGUCCUGUUUUCAAGAAGCCAGACGGUAAAGGAAAAGGUGACAGCGUCGGGAGGAAAAGAAACCCCCUGCAGGACGUCGGCAUGUCACAUGACCAGCAUGAAGCAGAGAAUACUGAGAGGAGGCCCAAAGUGGAGCCCAAAGUGGAGCCCAAAGUGGAGCCCAAAGUGGAGCCCACAUGGAGCAUUGACCCAGCGCUCGCCAUGUCCAUGUACGACAGCGAGUGGAGAGGAGACGAGCAAACAAUGCAUCAUGGAGAAAUGGUGGACACCGACUGCACUUGGGUCAGUCACAGCAUGCUCCAGGCCCAGGGAGAUAAUGGCCAGGACAGAGAGGACAGUGUUUGUGGACUUGGCGAGAAGGCAAAUGACAGCUUGGAUAUGAUGUUUGACACCACGGGUUAUGGGGAGUACAAGUCUUACAACUGUUCACACUCGGGCCAAAGCCAAACCCGUGCUGCUGCUGCUGCUGCUGAUGAUGGGGAGCAGCAGGAGGAGGAGGACGACGAAGAAGAAGACGAGGACAACAGUGAACAAGAAUCUCCUGGAAACACUCCAGGUCAAAGACGAGCACGACACCCGACAUUUGCACACGUGGCAGUCGUUCGAAAAAAAGACGAGAGAAGAAAACUCAAGGGCACGACCUGCAAGGAGUGUGAAAUUUAUUACGCUCAUCUCCCAGAGGAGGAGAAGCAGCAGAAGCUGUCUUCCUGCUCGAGGCACCGUUUCCUUUACAUCCCUCCGUCUACUCCUGAAAACUUCUGGGAAGUCGGAUUCCCGUCGACACAGACAUGCAUCGAAAGGGGUUAUGUCAGAGAAGAGAAGAGUCCUCAGGCACGUUUACGGAGACGACAACCGUUAAACGCUUUGUUCUCCCCAAAGCAGGAGAGUCACCACUUGUAGCAAGUAAAAUAAAAGAGGAAACAUGUGGCACUGAGGAGUAAAGCUAAGUGUUGUUUCGGUAUAUUGUCUGAAUGUGUAGACUGAUGAUUAUAUAAAUAAAAGUUGUUGAUGUUUGUAA